AUGUAUGAAAUGACUGAAUUUAUUGGUAAUCGAAUAAAAUCGUUAGAAAUUAAAGAAGAAAGCAAUAAUGAUUCUACAAAAGCAAUGUAUGGUAGUAGUGAUGAAGAGGAACAAACAGCUUGUGAGCCACUGUGUCAUUAUCAUCCCAAAUUUGACGAGGAGUUUCACGUGUUUAAUGGGACAAUCGAAAAACAAUAUGAACGAAUGCGGGAGGGUUAUGCAUUUGCACUGUUUAAACAAAAAGUGGAGACGGAGGGGGAAUGGCGUGAAUGGGAAUCAUUAACUGACAUCAUGGGCAAGAGUUUUGAACAUGACAUGUCCCGUCUAAUGUAUACAGGUAAAAAAUUGGGUCCUGGAGAUGAUGUGAUGUUGGAUAAUUUUAUAUGUUUUCUAUAUGUUGUUAGUCAAACACAUCAGAACGAUGAUAAGAUACUGUCUAAGUAUCGAACAGAGUUAAAAGAACAUGGGAAGAAUUUGUUUGUUGUGAAUGAAUAA
Molecule: messenger RNA, 495 nt
Organism: Paramuricea clavata
Lineage: Eukaryota; Metazoa; Cnidaria; Anthozoa; Malacalcyonacea; Plexauridae
Source: the annotation of a GenBank genome assembly